AUGGCUCAAGUACGUUUCAAAGUCAAUGUCUCGGACAAGCUCGAUUAUACACCUCUCGAUACAAUCGAAGACAACAUCAGCGUGGUGCGUGGCAACUUUACAACAGGCAAACCACGCGAUAUGUACUGGCGAAAGUUUCAGUUGAAUCGAUUGUAUUCCAUGGUCAAGGAUCAUGAAGAGGCCUUUUAUGAAGCUCUUGCCAAAGACAUGGGCAAAUCUCGGCAUGAAGCUUUGAUGGGUGAUAUCAGCCCUCUUCUCGAAGAAUGUCUUUACUUUUUAGAUAACAUUGAAGAUCUUGCCAAAGACCAAAAGGUCAAACCACGAUCAGCCAUCAACCGCCAUGACACUUGCAUUGUCCGUAAAGACCCUCUUGGUGUCGUUCUUAUCAUCGGUUGCUGGAACUACCCCUUGCAGCUGUCGCUUGUACCUCUUGCUGGUGCCAUUGCUGCUGGUAAUGCUGCCAUUAUCAAGCUUUCCGAGAUCGCUGUGCAUACUUCAGCUGUGAUCAGUGAGCUAUUCCCAAAGUACAUGGAUAGUAGCUGCUAUCGCUUGGUCAAUGGUGGUGUUGAAGAGACCACUGCUUUAUUGCAACAUCGCUUUGAUCACAUCUUUUAUACGGGUGGUGGUCAAGUUGGCAGAAUCAUCAUGACAGCAGCAGCCAAGCACCUUACUCCUGUGACGCUUGAAUUGGGCGGCAAAUGCCCUGCUGUUAUUACUGCCGAUGCUGAUAUGAAAACGGUUGCUCAACGUAUUGCUUUUGGCAAAUUCUUCAAUACAGGCCAAAGCUGUAUUGCCGUUGAUUACGUGCUUGUGCCCCGUACCCAUGUGGAUGCCUUUGUUCAAGCAAUGCAAAAGGUCGUCGCCAACUGGUUUGGUCAAAACCCCAAGGGAUCCAAGGACUAUGGCCGUAUUAUCAACACACGUCAUUUUGAUCGCAUUGCUGGAUUGUUGGAACGCCGUGGUUCUGGCACCGUGGUCAUUGGUGGCGAUAUGGAUCGCGAAGAACGCUACAUUGCCCCCACCGUGGUGAAGGAUGUAAGCUUCCAAGAUGCUGGUUUGAUGACUGAGGAAAUCUUUGGUCCUAUUCUUCCUAUCGUUGCCUACAAUGAAAUCCAAGACGCUGUUGCCAUGAUCAACCGACAUGAUGCUCCCUUGGUGGUUUAUGCCUUCGCAAACAAAAAGAAGGAUCAACGUCAAAUCGUUGAUAAUAUCCCAUCGGGUGGUGUUCUUGUCAAUGAUACCAUGGUUCACUUUUCUGAAUUUGCAUUGCCAUUUGGUGGUGUUGGUCCAUCGGGUAUGGGCAAGUAUCAUGGCGCACGUUCGUUCCAAACCUUUACCCAUGAACGAUCCAUGAUGGUCAAGAAUCAACGCUUUGAGUUCCUCAUGCGUUCUCGUUACCCACCUUACACACCUACCACUUACAAGAUGCUGCGUUUCGCUCUUCUUACCUCGUCACUCAAGAUCAAGCGUAUCAUGUAUAAGCGUGAGCUGAAGGCUGCCUUGUACAUUGUCCUCCUCUACUUGUUCUUUUACCUAAAGAAGCGCUUCUAUUAA
Lichtheimia ornata is the source of this 1554-nucleotide messenger RNA. RefSeq lists its product as uncharacterized. The record is from RefSeq and is a predicted model, not a curated record. The transcript has 11 exons. Gene Ontology annotation, cellular component: cytoplasm. Gene Ontology annotation, biological process: aldehyde metabolic process. Lineage: Eukaryota; Fungi; Mucoromycota; Mucoromycetes; Mucorales; Lichtheimiaceae. The coding region runs from base 1 to 1554 and encodes 517 amino acids. Gene Ontology annotation, molecular function: aldehyde dehydrogenase (NAD+) activity.